Amphimedon queenslandica is the source of this 624-nucleotide messenger RNA. RefSeq names its product dual specificity protein kinase shkE-like. The transcript has a single exon. NCBI's taxonomy places the organism in Eukaryota, Metazoa, Porifera, Demospongiae, Haplosclerida, Niphatidae. The record is from RefSeq and is a predicted model, not a curated record. Gene Ontology annotation, biological process: protein phosphorylation; necroptotic signaling pathway. The coding region runs from base 1 to 624 and encodes 207 amino acids. Gene Ontology annotation, molecular function: protein kinase activity; ATP binding.
AUGACAGAGGUAGUCCUUGGUAAAGGAGCAUGGGGAGAGGUCGAAGUGACCCAUUUUCAUGGUCUGAAGGUUGCUGCAAAAAGUCUUUAUGAAAUAUUAAUCUCUUCUUAUAACAUUAAAAUAUUCUCUGGUGAAAUGAAUAUUCUUUCUAAAAUACGUCAUCCGAACUGCCUUCAGUUCAUAGGAGCCACUACAGAGGGUAAUCCAAUCAUCCUGACAGAGCUAAUGGCCACCAGCCUAAGAAAGGAAAUAGAGAGUGGAGGACUUGCCUAUCCUACCAUACUGAGCAUCAGUUUAGAUGUAGCCUGUGCUCUCAAUUACCUUCAUCUCUUCAAGCCUCAUCCUAUACUACAUAGAGAUGUCAGCAGUAGUAGUGUACUCCUUCAACAAGUGGGGAGAGUAUGGAGAGCUAAAGUAUCAGGUUACACUUCAGCCAAUUUUCAGCAUCUUAGAAGAACAUCCUAUGAUGAUUCCUAUCCUGGUUCUCCUAUCUAUUCAGCACCUGAAGCAGGCAAUCCAAGGGAACAUUCUCCUGCAAUGGAUGUCUUCAGUUAUGGUGUCCUCCUUGUACAGAUGCUUGUUUGUGAGUUCCCAUACACAGAAAAAAAGAGUUGCUCAAAUUGA